This is a messenger RNA of Verticillium nonalfalfae, 351 nucleotides long. RefSeq lists its product as uncharacterized. The record is from RefSeq and is a predicted model, not a curated record. The coding region runs from base 1 to 351 and encodes 116 amino acids. The transcript has a single exon. Lineage: Eukaryota; Fungi; Ascomycota; Sordariomycetes; Glomerellales; Plectosphaerellaceae.
AUGGCCGAACAGACCAAGCCCGUCGACGACACACCCAUCUCCCCGACGCGCCCCGGCGCCUCCGACCGCAAGAACUCGCUGGAGAACCAUCUGCUGCACCGCCCGGCUCGCGAGGAGCUCGUCGAGAAGAACAUCCUCCCCUCCUCCCACGCCGCGCCCUCGCUGCAGGCUCAGCAGAAGGAGCUCGAGAAGCACAUGCGCGCCGACUCGCUCAACGACAAAAUUUCCCACCGCCCCACGCCCGAGACGCUCAUCAAGGACGGCGUGCUGCACGAGGACCCGCGGUCCGCCGACGAGAAGUACGAGGAGGCCAUUGAGGAGGAGUAUGCCAAGAGGGAAGGCGGUGCUUAA